Molecule: messenger RNA, 1296 nt
Organism: Cicer arietinum (chickpea)
Lineage: Eukaryota; Viridiplantae; Streptophyta; Magnoliopsida; Fabales; Fabaceae
Source: RefSeq, a predicted model, not a curated record
AUGGAUAAGUCAUGGAUUAAGCAGCCACACACAUCGACUGAAUAUGAUCAAGGGAUAAAGGGAUUUAUUAUUUUUGCCUUUCGAGAUGAAUUAGAAAAUGGUGAAAUAAUAUGCCCUUGUAAAUGUUGUGGUUUCAAAAAACCGCAGAGUAGAAGUAUAAUGUACGAUCACUUAAAGUGUAAACCAUUUCCAAAGGAAUACACCAUUUGGAUACAUCAUGAAGAGUCCAUAGGAGAAACUAGUACUAUCCCACCUAGUAAUGUUUCAAAUAUAGUACAAGACACAGUUGUCGUUGAUGAUCAUAUGCAGAACAUGAUCAAUGAUGCUUUUGGAGUCGAAGAUCCAACAAACGAAGUACCCAUUGAAUCAAAUGCAAAGAUUGAUCAGAAUGAAGAUAUGGUGCCAAAGGCAAGUCAGCAAAGGUAUGAAGAGACCAAAGAGUACUAUGAAUUAAGUAGAGAGGGAGAACAACCUUUGUAUGAAGGGUGUGUUAAAUAUUCAAGAUUAUCUUUUUUGGUAAAAUUGUGUCAUAUCAAAUGCUUAUGUGGAAUGACUAAUAAAGCCAUGACAAUGGUUUUAGAGUUAUUAAAAGAUGCAUUUGAAAUUGCAAAUAUACCAAAUUCAUUCUAUGAAGCCAAGAAAACAAUCACCAAGCUUGGUUUAAAUUAUGAAAAGAUCCCUGUUUGUCCGAAUAAUUGUAUGCUUUAUUGGGGUAAUAAGGAAGAUGAAGAGAGGGAGAACUGUAAAAUUUGCAACACUUCCAAAUGGAAAUCAAAAGCAAAAGUUGGUGCAAUUGGAGUGUCUGGUGAUGGCAAUAAUCGAAAGAAAAUUCCUGCAAAAGUUCUUCGUUAUUUUCCAUUAAAACCACGGUUACAAAUAUUAUUUUUGUCAUCAAAGUCGGCCGAGGAUAUGAGAUGGCAUGCAAUUGAUAGUAAGAACGAUGGAAUGUUGAGGCAUCCUAGAGUUUCUGACGCUUGGAAACAUUUUGACUUGACACACACUUGGUUUGCGUCAGACCCGCGAAAUAUGAGACUUGCAUUGGCUAGUGAUGGUUUUAAUCCUUUUGGUAUGAUGAGUACAAAUUAUAGUAUUUGGCCAGUUAUUAUCAUUCCAUACAACACUCCUCCAUGGGUGUGCAUGAAAGAUACAUCUUUUAUAAUGUCAAUGAUAAUUCCCGGUAAAAAAAUGCCAGGAAAUGAUAUUGAUGUCUACUUACAACCUAUUGUCAAAGAAUUAAAGGAGUUAUGGGAAACAUGUGUCGAUACAUAUGAUUCUUUAAAAAAAAAAAAGGUAUGA